CUCUUGCUAGGUUGCCUACCCCGUGUAGCAUGUAGGAGUGUUAGCAGAUCGCCGUCGCCAGGUUUGAGGUACGGAAGGGAAGAAUCGCAGAGAGUUACAGCUCCUCUGGCGCGACUUGGAGGUAGUAGGCUGCAUCAGUCUCUCCGGUGGCGGCUAAACACACAGCAGCUAUACAAGAGUAAAUAGCAAGGGGCCUUGACAGCAGCAACAGGAGCAGCAGCAGCACGAGGAGCAGCAGGAGCAGCACACGUGCCAUGGUGACCGGUGGUGGGAGUAUCGGGAGAGUGAGCGGCGGUGUUGGGGCGAGAGCCAGUGUUGGAGGGCGGGUGGUGGUGAUGGUGGCGGUGGGGGCGGCCGUGUUGGCGCUGCUAGUGCCUGCCACCACCGCCAUCAACCCCCACUCCACCCUCGAGUGCCACCGACGACAGUACACCUACAAGGUGCACAAGACUGAUGACGACGGUCGGGUGUGUUGGGAUUUCAUCAAUGUCAUGAGCUGCUGGGGGCGCUGCGACUCUAACGAGAUCGCGGACUGGAAAUUCCCCUACAAGAGGUCGCAUCAUCCCGUGUGUAUGCAUGAGCAAACACAGUUGACAGAGGUAACGCUGCGACACUGCGACGAGGACGCUGCCCCUGGGACGGAGAUCUACUCCUACCACGAUGCGACCCGCUGUGCUUGCUCCGUCUGCAAGUCGUCGGAGGCGUCGUGCGAGGGUCUCCGCUACAGGGGCGCCCGCAGAGCACCCCGCGCCGACGUGCCCAGGGGCUGAGCCGCCACUCCUGUGGAACGAGAGUCGGGAUAUCGAGACCCUAGCCUCUAUUGCUGCCAGAAUCUUUUUACAAAUCGGAACGGGAGUCUAAUAGAUAAUAACCUUUUAAAGAGAUCUGAGAAAGAUGAAAGUAUAUUUAUUUUUUAAAAAGAACAUCUCAGUUUGUACCUGAAAGGAGUCUCGUAUCAAACCCGCAAGAAAAAGAAAUUAUUUUGUAGCGGUUGGGGUCUAGAAAUCCUAGACUACCAUCGCACAUGUCUCACUCCCGACGCAUUGCUGACAUCUAUAUUAAAUGAGUAUAAUGAUUGAUUGAAAAUUAAGCCACCCAAGAGGUGGCACAGGCAGGAUUAGCCCGUAAGGGCAUAAUACUGAUAACGGCUUCCUUAUACUGGCUUAAUAAUGAUUGAAAAUUACUUAAAUCCCCAAACUUCAGCAGCCAUGCUAUUCGUAUGCUCACUUCGGGGCUCCAUGUAAACAAAAAAAACCUCCCUUAGUGAGCAUACGAUUCAGAUGCUGCUUUUAAGACACGUAUUCCAUCAUUUAAAGUGGGAACUGAAUAUCACUGUUACCAUCAGUGUUGAAGCUAGUUAUACACGUGUUUUAAACUCAGUUAUGGCAAUAACCUAUGUGAGAGAUGAUCAUAUUACUGUGUAAGGCUGCAUAUAGCGGGCUAUGAUAAGUGGCUGCUCCCGACAGCUGGGUGGUUCAGUAAUCAACUUACCUUCAGGCGGCGAGGACCUAGUCAUGUCAAUAAAGGUAAAAUAUGAUAUACUAUUUACAAAAUUGUGAUAUUUUGAGCCAAUUUUAUGGAUAUAUAUGUUUAUUAUGUCAAAAAGUUAUCAUCCAAUUCUUUUGAGACAAGAAAAAUCACUAUUUAUAAACAAAGUUGAUAUAUUCUCUUCAUCAUGACAUUAAUGAAUGGCAAGUGAUGAUGUACACUGAUUUGGUUUUCUGAAGAUAAUGAAUUUUUAGUGUGGCUGAUUAAAAUGACUUGUUACCGUUUUAUUCUAAACUCAAUUUUUUAUAAUGUGAAUUAGUAUUAGAAUAUCACGCAAACCAAAUAUUAUAUGUAAGAUUUCAUAUUUGAUCUGACAAUAUUUGACAAAUAUAUUUACUGGUUUAAGUUUUAAAAUAUUGUUUUAUGAUAAUGGUCUCUUGUACGUAUUGUGGACGAAACGUCGAAGGUUACGACUUGUGUUAGGUUGGUGAUGACGUCAUGUAUUAGCCUCUGGGCGGGAGCCAAUCCCAUGCUUACAGAUCGGAUUCAAUAAAUGUCUUCAAGAAAGUAUUAGCUAUUUUUGUAAAUAAAUCCGCAAUAACC
This is a messenger RNA of Procambarus clarkii (red swamp crayfish), 2091 nucleotides long. It is a transcript of the gene Gpb5, whose product is annotated as Glycoprotein hormone beta 5. NCBI's taxonomy places the organism in Eukaryota, Metazoa, Arthropoda, Malacostraca, Decapoda, Cambaridae. The record is from RefSeq and is a predicted model, not a curated record. Gene Ontology annotation, molecular function: hormone activity. Gene Ontology annotation, cellular component: extracellular region; cytoplasm. Gene Ontology annotation, biological process: G protein-coupled receptor signaling pathway.